AUGACAACAAAAAUAAUUAUUGAUAGUCCAUCGGAUGAUGAUGAUGAACCAAGAUUUCAAAUGGAACAUCAUCAUUUAUUACGUCCACCAUCAUUAAAUAUUGUACCAAAAACUUUAAAAACAUUUCCACAAAGUAUAAUUCAUUCUAUUGAAACUGAUCGACAACAACGUUUUUCUCAAACACGUUCAGCUUCAGGUUUUCUUCAUGUUAAACAAUCAUCAAUAGAUACAACUGAUGAUGAUCUUGAUGAUAAUUAUGAAACUACAACAACAACAACAACAACAACUGAUUCAAGUCGAAAACGUUCAUUAAUUGUAACUCAUGAUCAUCGAUCACCAUCAGAAAUUCGUCUUAGUUUAUAUCCUAAUGAAAUCGAACAAAAUUUAAUAAAUAAAAAAAAUCAAUUAAUAAAUUCAACAUAUGAAAAUGAACAACAUAGUUCUGAACCAUCAUUUCUUGAAAUAAAAUCUUCUAAACAAAAACGUGUUGAAUAUUUAAGACGUACUCUAUUAGAACAUCGUUUUAGUCGUCGAAUGCAUUCAUCAUUUCCAUCAACAACAACAUUACGUUCAUUUAAUCGACGUCGUUCAACACAAACUCUUUCACAACGUUCAAGUCGUCGUCCAUCACAUUAUUUAUCAAGAAAUUCAAAAUGGCAUUUUGUUCGUAAUCAUUUACAUGAUAUUGCUAUGAUGAGUGAAUCAUAUGCACGUAUGAAAAUAAUUGAACGUGAUUUACGUUGGAUACAUUUACGUGAAAUAAUAUGUAAACAUAUAUUAGAUAUGCGUGAAAUGUCUAUACUUCGUCAACAAGAUGAUGGAACAUUAAAUAAAACAACUAAAACAAGUUUUAAUUUAAAAACAAUACCAAAUAAUGAAGUUGUACAUGUUGAACAAGAUGGUAGAAUUUAUUCAAUGGGUAUACGUGAUCUUGUAUUAGGUCGUUUUAUUGGUGAUGAUGAUUUACAAUUAGAUACAAUAGCACAAUUAGUAGCACGAAGAAAAUUUCAAGUUAAACAAAAUAUAUUAAAACAACAAGAAGGAAGAACACGUUUAAAAAAAAAUAUUGCUUUUUCAUUUUGUUUAUGUAAUUUAUCAUUUAUUGCUUUGAUGUUUGCUGCAAUGUUUAUUUUUGCUAUGACAACUAUUGUUGAAUUAAGAUCAAGAGAAUUUUUUUAA
Molecule: messenger RNA, 1179 nt
Organism: Rotaria sp. Silwood1
Lineage: Eukaryota; Metazoa; Rotifera; Eurotatoria; Philodinida; Philodinidae
Source: the annotation of a GenBank genome assembly